GCGCCGCCGGCCUGGGAUCCGGAAGUCGGAGCCUAGCUGCGCGAGAGUUUCUGCUCGCUCCACCGAGUUGUCGUGUUGCCCUCGCUUCUCAGAUCCCCGCCGGAAGUGUAAGUAAGAAACUUCUCUCCUCUUUUCUCACAAUGUGCGCUCACCUAGACGGCCGGGCAGUUAGGAUCGUCUAUUGGAUGUGAAACCAGAGAUGCCCGCCAGCCUGGAAUAGAGAGGAAGAGAGCAAGCAGAUUUGAACCUAUCUGCUUUCAAGCUGGUCAUCAUGAUGAAACUUAGACACAAAAAUAAAAAGCCAGGUGAAGGUUCCAAGGGCCACAAGAAGAUAAGUUGGCCCUACCCUCAGCCUGCAAAGCAAAAUGGGAAGAAAGCAACCUCUAAAGUGCCCUCUGCACCUCAUUUUGUUCACCCCAAUGAUCAUGCCAAUCGAGAGGCUGAAUUAAAGAAGAAGUGGGUUGAGGAGAUGAGGGAGAAGCAGCAAACCGCCCGGGAGCAAGAAAGACAAAAACGCAGGACCAUCGAGAGCUACUGUCAGGAUGUCCUAAGACGCCAGGAGGAGUUUGAGCAUAAGGAGGAAGUUUUGCAGGAACUAAAUAUGUUUCCUCAGCUGGAUGACGAGGCCACGAGGAAGGCUUAUUACAAGGAGUUCCGUAAGGUGGUGGAAUACUCUGAUGUGAUUCUGGAAGUCCUGGAUGCCAGAGACCCAUUAGGCUGCCGCUGCUUCCAAAUGGAGGAGGCUGUCCUGCGAGCACAAGGCAACAAGAAGCUGGUCCUGGUCUUGAACAAGAUUGACCUGGUCCCCAAGGAGGUUGUGGAGAAAUGGCUGGAUUACCUUCGGAAUGAGUUGCCAACCGUGGCUUUCAAGGCCAGUACCCAGCAUCAGGUCAAAAACCUGAAUCGUUGCAGUGUGCCAGUAGAUCAGGCCUCUAAGUCACUGCUGAAAAGCAAAGCCUGCUUUGGAGCUGAAAGCCUCAUGAGGGUUCUGGGGAACUAUUGCCGCCUUGGUGAAGUGCGCACCCACAUUCGUGUGGGUGUUGUGGGUCUUCCCAAUGUUGGGAAGAGCAGCCUGAUCAAUAGCCUGAAGCGCAGCCGCGCAUGCAGCGUGGGAGCUGUUCCUGGAAUUACCAAAUUCAUGCAGGAGGUCUACCUGGACAAGUUCAUCCGGCUCUUGGAUGCUCCAGGCAUUGUCCCAGGGCCCAACUCAGAGGUGGGCACCAUCCUGCGUAACUGCGUCCAUGUGCAGAAGCUGGCAGACCCUGUGAGCCCAGUGGAGACCAUCCUGCAGCGCUGCAACCUGGAGGAGAUUUCCAACUAUUAUGGCGUCUCUGGGUUCCAGACCACUGAGCACUUUCUGACGGCAGUGGCCCACCGUUUGGGGAAGAAGAAGAAGGGAGGCUUAUAUAGUCAGGAACAGGCGGCCAAAGCUGUCCUAGCUGACUGGGUGAGCGGGAAGAUCAGCUUCUAUAUACCACCACCAGCCACUCACACUCUGCCCACCCAUCUCAGUGCUGAGAUCGUUAAGGAAAUGACCGAGGUCUUUGACAUUGAGGAUACUGAGCAGGCCAAUGAAGACACCAUGGAAUGCUUGGCCACCGGAGAAUCUGAUGAGCUGUUGGGUGACACGGACCCACUUGAAAUGGAGAUCAAGUUGCUCCAUUCUCCGAUGACGAAAAUAGCAGAUGCCAUUGAAAAUAAAACCACCGUGUAUAAGAUUGGAGAUCUCACUGGGUAUUGCACCAAUCCGAACCGUCAUCAGAUGGGGUGGGCUAAACGCAAUGUGGACCACCGCCCUAAGAGCAACAGUAUGGUGGAUGUCUGUUCAGUGGACCGCCGCUCAGUGCUGCAGAGGAUCAUGGAGACGGACCCCCUGCAACAGGGCCAGGCUCUGGCAUCUGCCCUGAAAAAUAAGAAGAAGAUGCAGAAACGUGCAGAUAAAAUCGCCAGCAAGCUGUCUGAUUCCAUGAUGUCUGCUCUCGACCUCUCUGGCAAUGCUGAUGAUGGUGUUGGUGACUAAUCGACUGAUCUCACUUCCCUUCCGCUCCAAGCACCAGUUCCGGUGGUACGGGGGAAUACCAGUGAAAUAGUUUGGUUCUCCCUGAAGCAUAUGCAUAUUGAAAGAACGCUUUCCCCACUGUGUGUCUUCUCCCCCUCCUCCAGUAAAAACAGUCCCGGCUAGGUGCUGUGGCUCACGUCUGUAAUCCCAGCACUUUGGGAGGCCGAGGUGGGCAGAUCAUCUGAGGUCAGGAGUUCGAGACCAGCCUGGCCAACAUGGUGAAACCCCGUCUCUACUAAAAAUACAAAAAAAUUUAGCCGUGCUUAGUGGCAGGUGCCUAUAAUCCCAGCUACUUGGGAGGCUGAGGCAGGAGAAUCGCCUGAACCUGGGAGACUAAGGCAGAAGAAUCGCCUGAACCUGGGAGGCAGAGGUUGCAGUGAGCCUAGACGGCACCAUUGCACUCUAGCCUGGGCAACAACACGAAACUCCGUCCCAAAAAAAAAAAAAAAAAAAAAAAUCCCAAGGGGCUGCAGCUGCCAAAUCCAAUACCCUCUAUUUAACCCCUACUCUGUUUUACAAGAGAAAUAAAAGUAGCAGCAGCAGAGCUCAGGUGCUAACACCUGUUGAGGGCUGACCUACAAAACUCUGCCUACAAAACUCUCUUAGACAGGUGAAUAUGCCACUAGAAGUUAGGUUGCUGGUAGACCUGGGGGUCCCUGCGGGAGGGUGAUGGUUUCUUUACCACCCCACAGGAGAUUUCAGUGGCAAGGGAUGCCUGCAGUGGGCUUUGGCCCAUGCAUCUUCCAAGUCCAUAGGUCUUCACCUGGGUGGCAGUGAGAAAAAGUAGAAAGUAAUGAGCCUCCUGUGUCUCUGGAAGGUUCUAGGGAUAGGGUAGAGGGAAGAAGAGAACAAACAAGCCUGGCUUGUGCUGAAGUAUGGUAGGCACUACCCUGUUUGCGUGAAGAGAAAACAAAGCACCUGUUAGUAGGGAGGCUUUAGGGGGAAGCCCUGUCUUGGGGCCAUUCCUGGGCAGAUUGUGAAUUGGAGGAAUCUCUUUAACUGAAGUACUCUGGCUGGACCCUGCCCUUGUGUGACCAUGUCUCCUAUUGCACCAGCAUUUGAAUUCCAUGGCUCAAGAGGGUUCUGGUACCAUUUAUUCACAGACUGUAUCCUCGAGAGAGCUGCUAUAUAUGGGAGUGUACCAGCCAACUCCUUUUCCAGUGUCUGUAAGUCACCUCAUUAAAGUAUAAUUAGCUGUCUCCUCUGGGAGAUCCUACCCCAUCAGACAAGGGCAGUGAGCCCAAGCAGUGCCAGAGGCCCUCAGAAAGGGAUUAGGGUAGAUGAUUGCAACUGAAACACAAUCUUCUUUCUUUGCCAGGGUAUUUUGGGGGUUUUGCCCACAACUUCACUUCCCAGCAAUUUACUUGAGUUGACACAUUUGAAGUGGGUGGGCAUAGCAUUACUGCAGUCUUGGAUGUCUACCCCAAACUUCCACACCAUCCUUCGACCCACAGCUGCACCUUUAUUUAUUUAUUUUGCUCUGUUGCCCAGGCUGGAGUGCCAUGGCGUGAUCUCGGCUCACUGCAACCUCUGCCUCCCGGGUUCAAGUGAUCCUCCUGCCUUAGCCUCCCAAGUAGCUGGGAUUACAGGCACCUGCCACCACACCUGGCUAGUUUUUGUAUUUUUAGUAGAGACGAUGGUUCACCAUGUUGACCAGGCUGGUCUCGAACUCUUGACCUCAAGUGAUCCACUCGCUUCGGCCUCCCAAAGUGCUGGGAUUAUAGGCAUGAGCCACUGUGCCCAGCCCCACAGCUGCAUCUUAACCUUGCCUUUGCCUCUGCGUCUCAAGCUGGUACCUCCUAAUUUACAUCCUAAGAGUGGAACCAUGUGACAAGGACUGGAGUGCCAUUGGCUGUGGACUGUUCAGGCAGGGAAGUACAAGACCACUCUUGUAUUCAGAGGCAACCAAAGGAGAGAAUUACGUACUUGUUGAGUACAAACUGCACCAAGCCCUGGAGACCCAUUACCACCUUUAACCCUCAAUACAGCUCUGCUAGUAAGGGAUUCGUCUCCCCAAAUGAAAAAAAAAAGUAAUCUCAGAAUGUUGGCUGAGCAUGGUGGCUCACACCUGUAAUCCCAGUUAUGCAGGAGGCUGAGGCAGGAGAAUCACUUGAUCUCAGGAGGCGGAGGUUGCAGUGAGUCGACAUCACACCACUGCACUCCAGCCUGGGGGACAGAGUGAGACUUCGUCUCGAAAAAAAAAAAAAAAAAAGUUGACAGGAUGGCCAGACCCACGUGGGCAUAUUAAGUGGUGGUGCUAGGAUUGGAACCCAAGCGUGAUUAAAACCCUAUGCAGGCCCUUUCCUCUAUAUUGUACUGCCUCCUUAACAAAGGAAGAUUGAUUAAGCCCCUACUUUGUGCCAGUCUCUGUUAUCAAGUCCGUUAAAUGCAUUUAACGUUAAAUUUUUUCUUUUUUGGUUUAAAAAACUAGUUUCUUAAACUACUAGUUUUUAGUGUCUUGCUAAAACUACACUCUGUGCUCUUGAAUAGGCUACAACUUAUUUCACACUAUCUCAUUGAACUCUCCUGGUAUGUGAUAGUGUUAUAAUGAAAAAUUGCAUACCAGGACAGCUAAGUCUAUUUUGCAACCAUACAGCGUUUCAUAAUUUAGCAUUUAAAAUACAGACAGUCCCCGACUUUUGGUGGUUUGAUGUGGGAUUUUUGGUGGAAAAGCAGUAUACAUUCAGAAUGCACCUCUACUUAUGAUGGGGCUACUUCCUGGUAAACCCAUUGUAAUGUGCAAAUUACGGGUUUAUCAGGAGGUGACCCCAUCGGUAAUGGAGAAGUGCUGGGAGGUAAAUAUUAGAAAUGGAAGUAUCUAAAUGAGUAAGAAACAGCAUGGGAGCAUAAUUUGGCCAAAAUCAAACAGAACUAAAGUAGUCAUGUUGGUAAGAAUUCGGGACUGCAGGCCAGUUACGAUAGCUCUCACCUGUAAUCCCAGCAUUUUGGGAGGCCAAGGCAGGCGGAUCACUUGAGGUCAGGAGUUCAAGACCAGCCUAAACAAUAUGGCGAAACCUCAUCUCUACCAAAAAAAUACAAAGAUUAGCUGGGCAUGGUGUCUCAUGCCUGUAGUCCCAGCUACCCAUGGGGCUGAGGCAGGAGGAUCUCUUGAGCCCAGGAGGUCGAUGCUGCAUUGAGCCGAGAUUGUGCCACUGCACUCCAGCGUGGGCAACAGAGUGAGACUGUCUCAGGGAAAAAAAAAAAAGAGGAAAACAAAAAAGACGUUGGGAAUGCAGUUUCUCUACCUACAGCAUAUCUCAAAGGUUUUUUUUAAAAAAGUAUUUUCUUUUUACCUUCAUUUUUCAAAACAAUUAGGGUACAAUUUACAUAUAGUAAAGUUCACUCUUUAUAGUUUUAGUUAUGUGAGUUUGUACAAACAUAUACAGGAGUGAACCACUACCACAAUCGAAAUAUAGUUGCAUCACCCCCCUAAAACUCUCCAGGCCCUUUUGUAGUCAACUCCUACCCCCAACCCUCAGAUUCUGCUAACCACUGAUUUGUUUUCUGCCCUUAUAGUUUUGCUUUAGUAUGACUGUCAUAUCAAUAGAAUCAUACAAUGAGUAGGCUUAUUUUAUGCCUUCAGGUUUUAAAAAUUAUAAACAUUUACAUUACAGUAAAAUUCACUCUGGUAUACAGUUCUAUAAAGCUCUGAUAAAUGUGUAGAGUUGUGUAACCACCAAUGCAACCAAGGUACAGAACAGUCCUCUUAGCCUCUCCCUACCAAAUUUAUUCCUGCUACUUUGUAGUCAAAACCAGUCCCCUACACCCAAACCCUGGCAGUCACUGGUUUUUUUCUUCGUUCUCUUUUUUUUUUUUUUUUUGAGACAGAGUUUAGCUCUGUUGUCCAGGCUGGAGUGGUGCAGUGGCGUGAUCUCGGUUCACUGCAACCUCCGCCUCCAGGGUUCAAGCGGUUCUCCUGCCUCAGCCUCCCGAGUAGCUGGGAUUAUGGGCGCCCGCCACCACGCCCAGCUAAUUUUUGUAUUUUUAGUAGAGAUGGGGUUUCACUGUUUUGGCCAGGCUGGUCUCAAACUCCUGACCUCAUGAUCCUCCUGCCUCAGCCUCCCAAAGUGCUGGGAUUACAAGAGUAAGCCACUGCGCCUGGCCUUUUUCUUUGUUCUUAUAUUUUUGUCUUUUUUUUUUUUUUUUUUUUUUUUUUUUUGAGACAGAGUCUCACUCUUUCACUGAGGCUGGAGUGCAGUGGCGUGAUCUUGGCUCACUACAACCUCCACCUCCUGGGUUCAAGCGAUUCUCCUGCCUUAGCCUCCCGAGUAACAGGGACUACAGGUGCCCACCACCAUGCUGGGCUAAUUCUUGUAUUUUUAGUAGAGGCGGGGGUUUCACCACACUGGCCAGACUGGUCUUGAACUUCUGACCUCAAAAGAUCCACCCACCUUGGCCUCCCAAAGUGCUGGGAUUAUAGGCAUGAACCACCGUGUCCGGCCAUAUAUUUUCGUCUUUUGAAGAAUGUUAUAUACGUGAAAUUAUAUGGUAUGUAGCAUUUUGAGAGCAACUUCUUUUGCUAUGAGUAAUACAUUUGAGAUUCAUCCAUAUUUCUCAGUAUAUUAAUAGUUCUUAUUUCUGAGUCACUCCAUUGUGUGGAUUUACUACUGUUUAUUCCCCAGUUGAAGGAUGUUUAGGAUCUUUGCAGUUUUGGACAAUUACAAGUAAAGCUGCUAUAAACAUUUGUAUGCAACA
Gorilla gorilla gorilla (western lowland gorilla) is the source of this 6754-nucleotide messenger RNA. RefSeq names its product G protein nucleolar 3 like (gene GNL3L). The coding region runs from base 272 to 2020 and encodes 582 amino acids. NCBI's taxonomy places the organism in Eukaryota, Metazoa, Chordata, Mammalia, Primates, Hominidae. The record is from RefSeq and is a predicted model, not a curated record. Gene Ontology annotation, cellular component: nucleolus. Gene Ontology annotation, molecular function: GTP binding. The transcript is spliced from 16 exons.